This is a messenger RNA of Harpia harpyja (harpy eagle), 5858 nucleotides long. It is a transcript of the gene ZNF408, whose product is annotated as zinc finger protein 408. Gene Ontology annotation, biological process: regulation of transcription by RNA polymerase II. The transcript has 3 exons. Gene Ontology annotation, molecular function: protein binding; RNA polymerase II cis-regulatory region sequence-specific DNA binding; DNA-binding transcription activator activity, RNA polymerase II-specific. The coding region runs from base 26 to 2380 and encodes 784 amino acids. Lineage: Eukaryota; Metazoa; Chordata; Aves; Accipitriformes; Accipitridae. The record is from RefSeq and is a predicted model, not a curated record. Gene Ontology annotation, cellular component: nucleus.
GCCCCCCUCGCACCGUUCCGCCGGCAUGGAGUCCCCCGAUGUCGGCCUGUCCCCCGCGGGCGGCGGCGGUGGUGGCGGAGGGCCGGGUGCCGAGGAGCCGCCCGGCGCCGCCUGCCCGGCGCUGCGGAGCCUGCCUCCCGGGCUGGCGCUGGGACCGUCGCUGUCCGGGGUUCGGGGCACGGGCGUGUGGUGCGUGGGCCGGGCCCUGCCGGCCGGGGCGCUGCUGGGGCCGCCCGGCGGGGCCGGGGAGGAGGAGGAGGAGGAGGAGGCGGCGGGGCCGGGGUGGAGGAGCCUGGUGCGGCGGAGCCCGAAGGAGGCGGAGGCCAACGUGGCGCUGGGCCGGGCGGGCGGCCGGCUGCAGCUGCGGGCGCGGCGGCCCAUCCCGGCGGGCGCGGAGCUGCUCUACUGGCCCCAGGAGGCCCGCGGGGCCACUGCCGGCGGGACGGCGGCGGAGCCCCUGGCAGGGGAUCCCGAUGUCUCCAGGAUGGUGGCUGAUGAAACCGCAGUCCUUGAUGUGCCUACUGAGGUUAGCAGGCCGGCUGCCAAACGUUUCCAGAGGCUGCAAGAAGAGGGAAGCACAGCUUCCGAACAUCAGCCAUGGCAAGCCAAGGCGGCGAGGACUGAGAAUCAGCACCUCGAGACCAUCUCAACCGCUAAGGCCACUGGCAGGUGCGAGGAAGAAUUGGACAAGGGUGUGGAUCCCGGAUCUGCAGCAGAAAAAGUGGAGAUGGGGCAUAAAGAGGCAUGUCCAGGAGACCUGGAUCUGUCGUUGCCCUCAAGUGGGGUUCGACUCACUGCUCGCUUGGUUGCCGAGCCGUGCAAGGUGCAUGCUCUGACCAGCCAGCCCCAGGAGUGCCUGCAGGACUGUGGUGGCAGGACAGCUGGGCAGGAAUCCCAGCAGCCCAGUCCUUCUGAAGGAGAGAGUGUAGAAACUUGUGAGAAAGAGAGCAAAGCUUCCAAAGACUCCAGACUGGCAUCCCCAGAGCAUGGGGGAAAGGGCUCACUGGAGGGGCCUGAGGGGCAGGAGGAGUAUACAGAGCUGGUGGAGGGUCAUUCUGGCAGCCCAGGCCCCCCACCAAAAGCUCUAUCCCAGAAGGAGAUGAUCAAGCGCAGGUACCGCUGCGGGGAGUGUGGUAAAGCCUUCCUGCAGCUCUGCCACCUCAAGAAGCACCGCUUUGUCCAUGCUGGCCACAAACCCUUCCUGUGCACGGAGUGUGGCAAGAGCUAUAGUUCAGAGGAGAGCUUCAAGGCCCAUGUGUUGGCCCACCGGGGUGUGCGGCCUUUCCAGUGCACCCAGUGUGAGAAGGCUUACCGCACCAAACGAGACUUGCAGGAACACCAGGUCCUGCACACCGGCCAGCGGCCCUUCUCCUGCGAGCAGUGUGGCAAGGCCUUUGCGCGCCGGCCCUCUCUCCGCAUUCACAGGAAGAUCCACCUGGCCACUGGGACUGGCCCAACUAGUCCCAAAGGAUGCCAGUGUGCCAUAUGUGGACACCACUUGGCCAACCCUGGCUCCUUGCGCAAUCACAUGCGCCUGCACACGGGGGAGCGCCCUUACGCCUGUCCUUACUGCUGCAAGGACUUCCGACAGCAGAGCAACCUGCGUGAGCACCUCCGGCUGCACACAGGCGAGAAGCCCUACAAGUGCCGCUUCUGCGGCGACGCUUUCCCCAAGCUGCCGGAGCUGCGGCGACACCUCAUCUCCCACACGGGUGAGGCCCACCUGUGCACUGUGUGCGGCAAGGCGCUGCGGGACCCCCACACGCUGCGUGCCCACGAGCGCUUGCACACAGGCGAGCGCCCUUUCCGCUGCGAGCAGUGCGGCAAGUCCUACACCCUGGCCACAAAGCUGCGGCGCCAUCAGAAAUCCCACCUGGCUGGCAAGCCCUACAAAUGCGAGCUCUGUGGCAUGGGCUACACCCUUCCCCAGAGCCUUGCGCGCCACGUGCUCACCCACAAGGCGGAAAAGGACCCGGAGGAACUCGCCAUGGCAGUGGCCUCACUCGCUGUGGACGUACCCCAGGCAGCAAGGAAAAAGCCUCAGAGGAAGGGCUGCCAGGAGGAGGUUGCGGCAGAGCCCGCCUUGCUCAUGGUGGAGGUGCCGGGGCCAGCAAAUGAGGCCGAGCUGCUGAUCACAGCUAGUGGUCACUGUGUUGCUACUUACCAGUCUCGAGGCAGCCCCCCAGAUCCUGGUGCCCGCAGGAAGCCUGCUGGGCAUUUGCUGUCGGCAAAGGACAUCAUUGAAAUCACCAUCUCCAAGCAUGAGGACAAAUGCAUUAUAGUGCAGGAUGAGGGCUCACCGAGUGACGUGGUCAUCAUCCAGGAGGGGGUGGGCUUCGGAGCAGUGGCAGAAGUGGUGGAGGUCGAGUCUGGGACCUGACUAUCCCAGCCUGCCCUGGCUGAUCUUCUGUACUUAUUAAAGUGGGGUAAAAAAAAACAACAAAAACCCUAGCUCUUUUGUCUCACUGUGGCAACAAGGCCCUGUGGCUCAGCCGCAGGCAGAAUUAGCAGUCUUGGAGGUAACUGCCUGGGUAGACCUGGGUCUUUUCAGUAGCUGCUCCUUGGAGCUAUGAGCCGGGCCUGGUGCAGGGAAGGCAUUGGCUCUUGGCUGUUGAUGGGAAUAACUUCUUAGAGAAGACACCCACAGCGUUAAUGAGCAGUGCUUCUGCUCUGCCUCUGUUACGCUGUCAGCAUGGGGAAGGCAGGAAAAGUCUCAAAGCAAUGCCUUUGAACAAUGCCUUCCUUUCAAGUUUUUCUUUCUCUAAUUAAUUGUUGCUAUUCAGGCACUUUCCUGGGCUUUUACUCUUGCAGCGCAGCAGCACUUCUGAUCAUUUGAAGGUGAUGCUGAUGCCAGACAUUGCUGGGAAGCAGCUUCCCAAGUGUUUACAAGGUGUCUCUAUUGCGGGUUUUUUGAAGAGUGUUUUUCACCAUUAGCAGGAGCAAAGUCCUGCCUUGGAGCUAGGGCUGAGUGUUCCUUCUCCACUGUCACCUGUUUUGCUUGCUGCCGGCUUCCUGGCCUUACAGUAACUGGAUGAUCUGUCUGAGGACAUGAAAGGAUAGGUUUGUGUCUCGCUGUGCGAAGAGCAUUGUACAAUCACAUUUUCACUGUCCCCAGCUGAGAGGCUCCUUCCCUCUCCAGGUAAGGGUUCAGCAGUUCACCUCAGCAUGUUCAGAAGAUUUUGCCUUUCCCCUCCAUGUUCAAGUUGGGUUCAUUAAUCUGUUUCCCUUGGUUUUUUUCUCACAUUCUUGCUUCCUCUCUUCCACUUCUUUCCUGCUGCUGCACCAAAAAGCUAGAAGACAGCACCACCACAACUACACCCCAGUAUUCCCGCUGCUCCAUCUUCAGUGCUCAUUUGCCAGCUGAGACACGCUGAAGGAAAUUGGUCCCAUUUCAGGAAGGAUGUGCACGGUUCCCAAUGCCAUGUGAACUUGACCUCAUAGGAAGAGACUGACAAUACCAGACCUAACAGAGGUCUUUGAGACUUGCCCCAAACACUGCUUUCAUUUGCUGCGUCCUCAGUUUUAGUUAUUCUUGCGCUCUGUCUUGCGUCUCUCUAACAUCUGCAUUUCCCCAAAAAAGUUUUGUUUAGGGCCUUAAAUUCUCUGGGCUUUUUAUGCCUACUGCACAAGAGGAGAAGGGUAUAGUGUCACCAGGGAAUCAUCAGUAGCACAGUUUUGGAGUGCUAUGAAUGCUGUAAUGUGACAAUCCAAAAAGCCGCUCUUUGCGGUUUCUACAUUCAACUUUUUCCAUAAACUUUUACAACCAGUUUGCAGGCAAGGUGCUAGUGUCAGAUCCACCACACUUUGAUGUGAAGUGAGGAUGGAAAGUGAAUUCGGCUAAUAAACCUUUGGGUGUCCUUAUUUUUAGCUAUUAUUUUCUUUAAAGUCAGGGGGCAGAUGAGCCUAGUCUUUGCCCUGAGAGCUUGGAGACAGACCAGUGGGAGAACAGGCAUAUGAGGGGGGGCUUGUAUUUGAAGCGGCAGUGCUUCCUACUGCUCUCCCUUUGGUGCCUAUCCUAACUAACUGUUGCAGUUUUCAAAUAUUGACACAGCUGCAAAGUGUUCUCGCUGGAGCUGGGCUCAUGUGCUGUGUUUGAAGCAUGUGCCCUCUGUCACAGCAGAACUGGGAGAGAAGGGGAAACAACUGGGGGAAGGGGAGAAUCCAGGCCCCUAUUGCUUAAUCCGCUGACCUGUGACUACCUUCUUUAUUCUGAGAUAAUAGGAGAGAAAAAGUAGGAACAAUUAUGAAUUAGGAGGUCUUCACAGAAACAUUAUUCACCUAACAGUUGAUCUGAGUAGGUAGGGGCAGGUCUGUGCUGUGCUGUGCAUAUCACUUGGCUGCAGGAUAAACUUAGCUGGCUCAUCUUGACUGAGGAGCCCACAGGUGGCUCCCACUGGGCACCUGGUGAUGGUGCCACCACCAUGUCUUUGUCUUUAUCUUAGAAGCAGCAUGUUCUUAUGUGAAUGACCCUUUGCUUGACAGCAAAAUGAUGAAUAAAGUUGUUUACUCCUAAGAAAAUCCUAUAAAAGCCCUGAAGGCCACAAUGCUGGUGAACAUGGAUGGGAUCUGUGCAGUGUGCCAUGGCCUGACUAGAUAUCUCUCUGAUGCUGUACAACUUGGUGUUUGCAGCAUCUGAAGGCAUGUAGGAUUAUCUAAUGCUAUACCCUUUCUUGUGUUAUGUCCCAAAAAUGGUAUUUUAAUUAAUUAAUACAUUAUGGGCUCCGAGUGCCUUUCUUACUGGGAUCCGUAACAAACACUUGCACUGGUGCAUUACAUUUGGUGUAGCUGGCAGGAUCCUGGUGAGAAACGCCUUACUGGAAGAAGGAUAGCGAGGAAAAGGAUGGGUGCCUGCCUGGUCCCAUAUGCUGGCACGGGGUCCAGUUACACAGUAUGCUGCAUUAUAAUGCCAAUAAUCAUUACGCUUCAGGGCGGCAGACACCUGGGUCACUUGGCUGGCUGGAGAUCUUUUGUACCUGUUACCCUUACAGCUUCAGGCAGCGAGCGCACAGGUCUCGUAGCUGGUGGGGCUCCACCAUGCUCACAGGGCUUCACCAGGGCUUCGGGGUGCUGCUGCAACGCUCCAGGGCGACAAGUGCACAGGUCUCGAAUGGUUGGGGUCCUUCAUGCUGGCAGGGCCUCACCAGGUGUCGGGCAUGCACAUAAGCUUAAGCGUUACACUUAAACCUCACACCACAGCCAGGGUUAAACCCUCAGCCAACUUGUAAACUGGCUUAAACCUGACCAAGGUGUUUCCUCAGGGACAGGGGAACCCCUGUAUGAAGGGAUGGGGGAUUCAUCCUUUGAGAUUGUAUUCAAAAAGUGUUACAAUUGGUGAUCAAACUGUGUAACUUGCUUCAGGAACAUAUUCAGCAAUACCCCAACUAUUGAAACAGCAAACUAUCCAUCACAGAGCAGACAAAGGCCCAAGAAAAUAGGCCAAGGCCAAACCCUCCAUACUCAGCUCCCUGGAAGUUGGAAAAAUAGUUACAUAGGAAAUAAACAAUUGCCAAAGGCUUUCUUCACUUAAAAAGAAGAGUCAACUCACAGAGGGAAAGAGAUCAAAACUCCCAGCUGUGUUGAAAGCCAUAACUCCGGGAGGGUAAAGGUAUGAAUAUUAACUCUCUUACCCUAAGAAAGAAAAUAGCAUCCAUCACUCAUGGGUGGGGGAAGGCAGAAAGAAAAUGGAAAUGAUAAAAAGUUGCUUACAGGAACAGAUGAAAGAGUUAAAUGUUCAAGGGGUGGAAGUCAAAGCCCCUGGAGAGGUGAUAGCUGAUGCACGCUGCCCUGCUGCAGAGGCUAACCACAAGAAUGGGAGAAACAGAGAGGAGCCCUAGAAGCACGUUACAGAACAAGAAAAA